AUGGACGGAGAAUCAACAGUCGAGGAGUCGAGGGCGGGUGGCGGUCGACGAGGUCCCCGUUCGACAGUCUACGGUAUUGAAAUUGUACGAGAGGGAAACGUAGCGACGGAGGAUCACGGCGGCGAGGGCGGAAAUGCUGAGGCGGAUCGGGAAGACCCCACGAAAGAUUCAGAAUGCGACGGCCGAGGCGAGACGGGGGGUGAUCCAAUGGGAUUGGGCGAGCAUGGGACACUGGCCAGGAGCGACCUAGACCCAAUCCCAAGCCCAGCUCGAGUCAGACUGCAGUCGACGAGUGUACGAUCAGUCGGGGCAAGGAUUGUCAGGAGUAGCGUGAGAUCUCGGCGACAACCGGCGUCGGCCAUUGUAUGA
Messenger RNA from Penicillium macrosclerotiorum, 369 nucleotides. RefSeq lists its product as uncharacterized. The transcript has 2 exons. Bases 1 to 369 code for a protein of 122 amino acids. Lineage: Eukaryota; Fungi; Ascomycota; Eurotiomycetes; Eurotiales; Aspergillaceae. The record is from RefSeq and is a predicted model, not a curated record.